Messenger RNA from Hansenula anomala, 974 nucleotides. Its product is annotated as fumarylacetoacetate hydrolase family protein. The transcript has 2 exons. Bases 93 to 974 code for a protein of 293 amino acids. Lineage: Eukaryota; Fungi; Ascomycota; Saccharomycetes; Phaffomycetales; Wickerhamomycetaceae. Gene Ontology annotation, molecular function: catalytic activity. The record is from RefSeq and is a predicted model, not a curated record.
AAAACAUAUAUAAAGUCAUUGAAAGACCAGUUUAAUCAAACUCCUCGAGGAUUUUAUCAUAUGAACAAAAAUCAAGAUACAUAUCUCACAACAUGUCCUUCAAGAGACUUAUCAGAUUUAUUGGUGAAGAUAACCAAGAAUACUUUGGGGAUGCUAUACUUCCAGAAGAUGAAAUAGAUGUUUACAAGGCAAAAGAAGCUACUAUAAUCAUUGGUGAUGUUCUUAAAGAUUACACCUUGACAAACUAUACACAAAAGAUCAAAAAGUUAUUGUCACCACUCUCACCAGAUCAAAUACCUUCAUUAAGAUGUGUUGGUAUGAAUUACACCAAGCACGCUAUUGAGAUCAAAAUGGAAAUUCCAAAAUACCCAGUGUUGUUUUUCAAACCAACUUCAGCGAUAGUUGGUCCUUCAGAUCCAAUCAGAGUCCCAGCGGCUUGUCAAAUCCCUCCAGCUAAAGUUGAUUAUGAAGUUGAAAUGGCUAUUGUUAUUGGUAAAGAAGGUAAAGAUAUCCCAUUACAUAAGGCACACGAAUAUAUUCUAGGUUAUACAAUUGGUAAUGAUGUUAGUCAACGUACCUGGCAAAUGGAUAGAGGUGGUACUCAAUUUGGUGUUGGUAAAAUGUUUGAUACAUUUGCACCAUUGGGACCAUGUAUUGUCUCAUCAAAUGUGCUACCAGAUACUGAUGGUUUAAACAUUAGCUGUAAAGUUAAUGGUAUUACUAGACAAGAUUCAAACACCUCAGAUAUGAUUUUCAACUGUUUUGAGGUUGUUUCUUUUAUGUCCAAUGGUACAACUUUGAAGCCUGGUGAUGUUAUCUUUACUGGUACACCUUCAGGUGUUGCAGUUGGGUUGAAUCCAUCUCCUUGGUUGAAAGACGGGGAUGAAAUCGUUUUCGAAAUUGAUAAAAUUGGUACAUUGAAGAAUAAAGUUGUUUUUGAAAAUGAUCCAGAAAUAACAAAAUUGCAUCUAUAG